GUAUAUUAUUGAAAUAAUCCCCUUUCUUUAAUGGUUUUAUUUUGAAUAGUAGUGCUUUCUAUUUGUGUAGGCUUGUCUUAAAAGUUUAUGGUACUAUUAUUAUUGGGCUUGUACCUUAAAGUUUAUGUUUCUCUUUAAUUUUUUUUAGGUCUAUAUCCCUUAUAUAUUGUCCUCUUUAUUUUUACCCACUUUUUUUAAAGUCUAUCAUUUUUAUCUCUUUUUUUUAAACAUUGUACCAAUUUUUCCCAUGUCACUUUAAAAUACUCUCCAUGUGACUCCCUUAUGUCAGGAUAAUUUAGGCGUAUGUUUCAAUUAAAUAAAAAUUAAAGGUAAAUUUGGUUAAUUGAUAAAUAAAAAAAGUAUUUUUCAACUUACCCCGCAAAUUGAAUUAAUCAAUCUCGACAAUCUUAAAACAUCAAGAAAGGUCUAAAAAUGUGCCAAGAUUGAACUUAUCUCGACAACCUUGAAAAAGAAUGCCUGCCCACUUGCAAGAACCGCUAAGAGAGACCCUCCAUUCUAUUUCAAGGGGAAAAACUACCGAAAUAGAUUAUUCUGGAGAGGUCAGGUCCACCGAGAUACUAUUUUUUAAUAGUAAGAAACCAGUCAAGAACGUGUAUUUUUUUUGUUGGAAUUUUUUACUCUCUGUUUAUUCUUGAUCCCUCCUUAGCCCAAAACACCCCAUUCCUAUUCUCUCUUACUCUUCUAUUUAUCUUUUUCUUUUUCCUUUAGGCGUCAACCAAACAAGGUCUUAUUCAGACAUGUGUCCAUUACUUUUUAUGAGGUGUCUUUACAUACUUCGAUAAGUGUCAUUUGUUCCCUUUUCAGUAUCCAUACUUUAUAUCUCUCCUAUGCAAGAUGUGUAACUUCUUAUCAAGAAUAUUUAAGCAUUCCGUCCUGUAUAUGUCUUUUAUCUUGGACACAAGUCAUCUGUUUUAGAUGUAUCUUUCAUCUUGGAUGCAAGUCAUCCGUCUUGUUUAUGUUUAUGUCAUCCCAUCUGAGAUUUGUCAUCUUAUCCGAGGUAUGUCAUCCCAUCCGAGAUAUGUCAUCUCAUCUGUGGUAUAUCAUCUCAUCUGUGGUAUCUCAUCCCAUCCGAGAUAUGUCCUCCCAUCAGAAGUAUGUCAUCUCAUCCGAGAUAUGUCACCCUUCCAAGCUAAGUUAUCCCAUCUGAGAUAUGAUAUGUUAUCCAAGAUAUGCCUUCUCAUCCGCGAUAUAUCAUCUCAUUUGUGGUAUCUCAUCCCAUCCCAUCCGAGAUAUGUCAUUCCAUCAGAGGUAUGUCAUCCCAUCCGUGGUAUCUCAUCCCAUCUGAGAUAUGAUAUGUCAUCCCAUCUGAGACCCAUCUGAGAUAUCUCAUCCCAUCUGUGGUAUCUCACCCCAUCUAAAAUAUGUCACCCCAAGUUAAGUCAUCCCAUACGUGGUAUCUCAUCCCAUUCGAGAUAUGAUAUGUCAUCCCAUCCAUGGUAUCUCAUCCCAUCCGAGAUAUGUUAACCCAACUGAUAUUUCUCAUCCCAUCCCAUCCGUGAUAUGUCAUCUCAUCCGUGGUAUCCUAUCCCAUUUGAAAUAUGUCAACUCAUCUAAGAUAUGUUAUCAUCUCAUCCGAGAUAAGUCAUCCCAUUCAUGGUAUCUCAUCCUAUUCGAGAUAUGUCAUCUCAUCCGUCAUAUGUCAUCCCAUCUAAAAUAUGUCACCUAUGUAGGAUGUAAUCCUUCCACUUGUAUAAUUAUUUCAUUUAGGAUAUAUUUUUAAUAAAAUAUAUAAUAUUUAUUUUAAAAUGGGCCUUUGGGCUUCUUUAUAAUAAUUGGGCUGACAAAUUUUAUCCCACAACAACUAACAUAAUAAUCAUGGUAUUUUUUGCGAUUGUACUGCUACUGUUAUAUAAUGUUACCACAAAACAUAAGACUAUAAUAAUUUACUAUAAACCAAAGUGAUGAAUGUGUGUAACGGUAAUAUUUGGCAGUUGGUAAGUACAGGUGUGAACAUGACCCAAUGAAGCUUCCUGCAAAAAGUGGAAAAAUGAGGUGUAAAAAUGUGAAUAAGAAUAGCUUGAUUCCAUUACCCUGCUCCUCCUUAUAUUUUUCUUUUUUUUUUCCUAGUCAUCAAACUUUGUCUCUUCCUCUAAACCAAAGUAAGUCCACAACUUUAUAAUCAUGUCCCCCACAUCAAGAAAAACUGUGCAAAAGAAAGAAAGAGAUUGAGAUAGAGAGAGAAGAAGAAGAGAGAAGAAGUGGAGUGAAUUAGGGGUGAAGAAGAAGAAGAAGAUGUCUGAUUGGGGGCCAGUUUUUGUGGCAGUUGUACUGUUCAUAUUACUAACACCAGGGCUACUUAUUCAGAUCCCAGGAAGAAGCAAAUUUGUAGAAUUUGGUAAUUUUCAAACCAGUGGGGUUUCCAUUUUGGUUCAUUCUCUUAUCUAUUUUGUUCUUAUUUGUAUCUUCUUGUUAGCUGUUGGUGUUCAUAUGUACCUUGGAGGUAAGAAGAAAAUGGCAGACUGGGCCCCAGUACUGAUCGGAGUUGUUCUGUUCGUGUUGCUUCAACCAGGCCUGCUAUUCCAGUUACCAGGCCACAGUCGACCCAUGGAGUUUGGUAGCAUGAAAACCAACGGCAAAGCCAUAGCUGUUCACACACUCAUCUUCUUUGCCAUUUAUGCCAUUCUAAUCUUGGCCCUACACGUACAUAUCUACACUGGCUGAUCUCAAUCUCAAUCUCAAUCUCAACUUCUUCUUCUGGGUUUGUUAAUUUAAUUAGUGUUUGAUUGAUUCUAUGUUCUAAUUCUAAAUAUCACAACUCUCUGUACUCUGUUUCAAGUUGUAAUAUGAGCUCUUUCUUUUUUGUUUGUUAGUUCAGAUCCUAUAUAGAUAAAGAAAGAAAAGCUUUAUUAGUCUU
Messenger RNA from Cannabis sativa, 2875 nucleotides. RefSeq lists its product as uncharacterized. The transcript is spliced from 2 exons. The record is from RefSeq and is a predicted model, not a curated record. Bases 2254 to 2682 code for a protein of 142 amino acids. Lineage: Eukaryota; Viridiplantae; Streptophyta; Magnoliopsida; Rosales; Cannabaceae.